Molecule: messenger RNA, 1446 nt
Organism: Daldinia childiae
Lineage: Eukaryota; Fungi; Ascomycota; Sordariomycetes; Xylariales; Hypoxylaceae
Product: FAD-containing monooxygenase EthA
Exons: 1
Coding region: 1-1446 (481 amino acids)
Molecular function (GO): flavin adenine dinucleotide binding; NADP binding; N,N-dimethylaniline monooxygenase activity
Source: RefSeq, a predicted model, not a curated record
AUGGGAUCCUUACCAGAAAAGACCAAUACUCCUGAGACCCUCGACUUAAUUGUCGUAGGUGCCGGGAUAUCUGGUAUCAACAGUGCCUAUAGACUGCAAACCGAGUUUCCGCAAGCUACGUUUGCCGUCUUCGAAAACCGAGACAGCGUCGGCGGCACUUGGGAUCUCUUCAGAUAUCCAGGGGUUCGAUCAGACACAGACCUCUACAUGUAUGGCUUUACAUGGAAUCCCUGGCCGUACCCCAAAGCCAUCGGACAAGGUAACCAGAUAAAGGAAUAUCUGGAAACGUCCGUGUCUAAGUACAACCUCGGUCGUCAUAUUCGGUUCAGGCACAAAGUCCUCUCUAUGUAUUGGUCUUCUAAGUCAGCACAGUGGACUGUGACCGUAAGCCAUGAUGGCGUUCACAAGGAGUUUAAGGCACGCUUCGUAAUUCUAGGUACAGGAUACUAUGACUACGAUACUCCACGACAGGCUCAUAUUCCUGGCAUUGAAAACUUCAAAGGCCAGGUUAUCCACCCCCAAUUCUGGCCUGAGAAGUUCGACUAUACCGGCCGAAAUGUAGCCGUCAUCGGCAGCGGAGCAACAGCUGUCACACUUGUGCCCGCCCUAGUGAAGAAGGCUGGCAGAGUUACUAUGAUACAAAGAAGUCCUUCUUACAUAUUAUCCGUGCCCGAUGAUGAUACCCGCCCAGCAUGGAUGCACCCAUUCCUACGAGUGUGGAGCACAAUCUUCUCUUGGUUCGUUAUACUAUUCUGCAAGUAUUAUCCUAUAUAUGCCAAGAGUUAUCUCAUCAAUAAGGCGCUUCCACAGCUGCCAAAAUCUGUCGGCAUUGACCCUCACUUUAUGCCUCGAUAUCUCCCUUGGGAGCAGCGCCUCUGCUGGGCCCCCUCGGGGGACUUUUACCAAGCUCUUCAUGAUCCGAGAGCAAGUAUUGUAACCGGCGCCAUCAAGCGUGUCACAGAGAAGGCUAUUGAGAUGGAUAACGGCCAAAUAGUCGAAACCGAUGUGAUAGUUCCAGCGACAGGACUAAGAACGUUGCUCGGUGGACAUAUUGAUAUCAGAGUGGAUGGUGAAAAGAUUGAGUGGGGAGGCAGAUUCAUAUGGAAUUUCUCAAUGAUCCAGGACAUUCCCAACAUGAUGAUCGUGAUGGCAUACGUCAACAUUCCAUGGACUAUAAACGCCGACUUAGUUACUACUCGUUUUUUCCGAGUUUUGAAGGACAUGCAGAAGCGUGGCGCCAGGACUGUCGUUCCACGCGUUCCGAAGGACUCAACCAUGAAAUCUGAGCCAUUCUCUCCUCUGACGUCGACCUUUUAUACCGAGGUAGAGGAUAGGAUGCCGAAAUAUGGCACAAGCGGGCCAUGGAAAAGAAAGGUUCAUAUUCCCUUUGACUAUAUCAAUGCUCAUUGGGGGGAUGCUACAACUGGUUUGGAAUUCCACCCUUGA